Colias croceus (clouded yellow) is the source of this 4840-nucleotide messenger RNA. RefSeq lists its product as uncharacterized. Bases 172 to 4209 code for a protein of 1345 amino acids. NCBI's taxonomy places the organism in Eukaryota, Metazoa, Arthropoda, Insecta, Lepidoptera, Pieridae. Gene Ontology annotation, molecular function: protein binding; RNA polymerase II cis-regulatory region sequence-specific DNA binding; DNA-binding transcription factor activity, RNA polymerase II-specific. The record is from RefSeq and is a predicted model, not a curated record. Gene Ontology annotation, cellular component: nucleus. Gene Ontology annotation, biological process: regulation of transcription by RNA polymerase II. The transcript is spliced from 2 exons.
CAGAAAAUAAACAUAAUUAAAGUGGCGCAAAAUUUGAUUGCAUGACAAAGUUAAAAUGUAAAAUUUCUAAAUUGAAAUGACUUAGUUACUGUGAUAACAAUGUUAAUUCACAGUAGCGUCGGGGGAUCGAUAGUUCUCGAUGAUACUGUGAUGUAAGUGAAAAUUACAAAGAUGAGUGACGUAAAGCAAGUGAAAGUGGACAACUGGGGAAUAUACUUCCUUCAAAGGUUAAAGCACUUUUUUAACCGAACAGAUUAUUGUGAUCUCACGCUCCAAUUCCAGGAUAAUGCUCAACUCAAAGUACAUAGAUUAGUUCUAAAUGCUUGCACAGAAUACUUUGAGAUAUUGGAAAGAACAUGCGAGAUGUACGAAGAUUGCCUCGUUAUGCCGGAUGACUUGCAAGCAGACGUUGUCGUCCCGAUAAUUAACUUCAUGUACACCGGACAGCUAGAAUUUAAAAUGGAUUUACUAGAAAAAUUGUAUCAAACAUCACUCAUAAUGAAUAUGCCAGUUUUAACGAAACUGCUUGAUUCUCAUCGAAUGAAAUCAUCAUCAACCAAUUUGUAUGGUAAACGGUAUAGUAGGAGCAGUGAAUUGGUUAAGCAAUCGUCUGCAACGUCUUCUGUGAAUAACUCUCAACCAAAAAAACGCACAUUUACUAAGGCAUUUGAGAAUAUGACUGAACCACAAAUUAUUAAAAAGCCAACAUUAGCUAAAACAGAUGUUAUGUAUAAUAGUGGAGUAUAUAGCGAAUCUCCUGUUAAAACAGUGAUUAAGGAUCCAAAACCGACGAGGUAUGAAUUACCAGCAGAACUGGAUGAUGAUAAUAUUUUUGAAAACUCUUUCACAAGCAUAUCAUAUACAUCAAAACCACUGAUGGUACAUCCAGAAACAACUAAAUAUUAUUCACCUAAGAAAAACAGAAUCUUUGACGAACCAUCAGGCUCUAAAAGAUUUUUGUCUGGAACAUCAACAAUGGAUAUUGUUGAAUGCAGAAAAAUAUCUUCGAAUGAAAUGUUUGAAGAUGUCAUACAAGAUAAUAUGCUUCUUGAUACAGAAGACACAUCUCUCAAGGAAAAGAAAGAUGCAAGCCAACUGUUUGAUCAAAUAUUAGUUAAUGAUGGACCAAAAAUGUCCAUUGAGACUAAAAAUAACAAACAAGCAAGUAAUUUAGAUCAUGCAAAGAUUAUAAGUGAAGUUCUUAAAAAAUAUCCACAUUUAGUGAAAAGUAACAAGAACAUUAAAUUAAAAAUAUUAAAUACUCCAACCAAGUCUAAUAAAAAAGUUGAACAAAAACCAAGAUCAAAGUUGGAAAUACCAGAUUUCACUUAUGAAACUGAUGUUGUUGAUUCAAAAGAAGCGGCACGGCUUAUCGCCUUAGGUGCCGAAAAUAUCAAAGGUCCGUGGAUUUGUUUAAUCUGUGGUACUCCUGGAAGAGCACUUCAUUUUACAAGUUAUUACAAUUAUCGUCGUCAUUUGGUAGACGUGCAUAAUGAGAAGCCUGUAUCAACUAUUUGUGAAUAUUGUGGCUUGAAAUCAUUGAAAAGAAAUUAUUUGCUUCACCAUCUCUACACUAAGCAUGAUGUUGAACCACCACCUAAUUACAAUUUCCCGAAAUGCAACAUUUGCAACUAUGUUGCUUUAACGGAAGCAUUUUUAGCAAAACAUAAGCUCUCCCAUGCAGACGCCAAACAUUUCCGUUGUACUGUAUGUUCCUCGACAUUCUACACAACAAAAUUAUUGUUACAGCAUAUACAAAAAACUGGCCACAAGUAUAGUGGUGAAAAGAAGCCAGCUCCACAGUGCAUAUAUUGCUUCAAAUUCUUCACAAGGGAUAAUUAUUUGUAUGCUCAUCUUAAAGCUAAUCAUUAUCAGGCAGCAAAGAAUGAUGGUAUAAUUGAUGAUUCUGAUGAAGAAAAGAGCUAUACAAAAAUAAACACUGAAUCUAUUAAAAAUGAACCAUCAUCAAAAUAUAUAGAGUUGGAAAUUCCAAAUUUUGAAAAUAGCUUUGAAAAUACUUCAUAUCAACUUGAGCAAAAUGCAGAUGGCAAUAUUGAAAUUAUGGCGAAAAAGCCUAGAGUUUUAACUCCAAUGAAUAAGAGCAAAAUUUUGAAUCCUGGAUUCAGUAAGUCACAAACUACAAAUAGUAAUCAAAACAUUAAUAUCCUUAGAAAUACACCUAAGAAUGAUUUCUCUCAAUCAUUGGCUCAAACAAAUAAAGAGGAGAUUGUAAUUAUUGAUAAUAAUGAAUACAUUCUACAAGACUUCCAAUUGGUACCUAAACAAGACAAGGUAAAUUCAAGCUUUAUGUCUGAUACUUAUCACACAGAGCCGCUAGAAGCAUUACCAACAAUUAGUUCACCUCCAGAGUAUUCCAACGCUGAACAGGCUAAGGUAAUACUUAAGAAAUCUACUAAUAUUAAUCAACCCAUACAAAUAGUUGUAUCGAAUGAAGAAGAAUACAAGGCAUUACUAUCAUCUCAUCAUUCCAUCAUCUUUGAUAAUGGUGAUGCUAAUAAAGCAAUGACUGUACUGACAACACCAAAUACAACUGUAGGAAAUACAAUUCAUUUAAAUAAUUCACAAGCAAAUGAUAUGAUGAUAAUUAGAGAAAACUAUCCAAUUAACAUAUCCGAAGCAAAUAAUACUGAUAAUUCAAAUAUAGUUGUUGUAUACAGCCAUCCUGUUGACGAUCCAAACAAACAUUAUCAAUUAAUCACAACAUCACAAAGCAUGGAGACACAGUAUGUACAACCAUCUGCUAUAAUCACACAAAAUUAUGAGACAGUAACAACAACUACUCCAAUAAUAGGCAGCCAUGAAGUCAUUGAUAAUGCAACAGUUGAUAAUUCUUGGCAAAAUGAGACACAGGACCAUACUUUACCAAUUCUUAAAACAUCCGAAAUGCAAAUUAUCUCCCAUACAGACCCAGCAAAAAUACAUCAUGAUAAUAGCACUGAUUUAAGUGAAUUGCCUGAAGUGGAAUUAGCUCAACCUACUGUUGAAGAAGUCCAUAUACCUGAACAUACACCUACUCCAGAAACAACUGUUAUUACACAAAAUAAUGAGAUAGGAAAUAUUGAUACAGAACAAAAUAAUGUACAAAGCCUUGCUGAAGUAAUACCUGAGUCUUCAUUUGAACCAGCUUCAAUGAUACCAGCCAGUACAAUAUCUACCAUUGACAAUAUCAGCGAACCAAUGAUGGUUGAUACCUUUAAAGAAGUCAUAGAUAAUAUUGAGCAACAGCCCGCUGCCAUUGUAGGACCACAGCCUAGUGAUAGUAUUGAAGUGUCGGGAGCUCCAGAUGCUUCUACAGAGCCAGCAGUAGAAGCAGAAACAUUACCUCCAAAUUCAAGUGUCAUUAACAAUCCUUUGAUAGAAACAUUAUCGGAACCAUGUGUUGAACAAAGCACUAUUAGAACUGAGGUCAUAAUGGAAGUACAAAAAGCUCAAUCUAACUCAAAUGUCUUGGACGAAAAUACUACAGAAAACUAUCAAGAGCCAUGUAACACAACAGAAGAAGAUAAUAGAGAGGGUGAUGAAGAAACCAUUGAAAAUAUUGCAAGGGUUAUUGGUGUAGACCCAGAUACUUUGGGACCAGCAGAGACAGUCAAAGAACCAUUACAAAAUGAAGUCAUUGUUGAAAAACCUAUUAUCAAAGAACAAAUUGCAAACUUAACAUCAGAAUGGUCGGAGGAUGAAGCUGAUGUUCCAUCUCAGCCUGUAAAUAAUACUACUGAAGAAUGUAGUACUCUUCCACAAGAAACUGAAAAUCCAGAACCAGUCCAGGAAAUAACAUCUACAGAAACUGAACAGAUGGAAACAAAUGAUGAUAAAAUUGAAGAGAAAGCUGAUGAUGAAAGUAUUGCACCACAAGAAAACAGUAUGCCUAUUGUUGAAGAUGUAAACAUUUGUGAGUCAACUACACCAAAAGAGGUGGUUACUGAAAAUACUACUACUACAGUGCCACCACAAGAGAAAAUAUCUUCAUUGCUAAAUGAUUGGGAGGACAAUGAUUCUCAAGAAGAGAAUAAUACAGAAGAUAUUACAUCUAUUCCAACAGAAGUCAUAAAGAACACCACGGAAGUCCUAAAGAACACCACAGAUGUGGCAAAUGAAACUAUCGCUACUAAAGUUGAUCCAAAACCUGAUAUAAGAAAUCUUGUAAGUGAUUGGGAUGAAGAUGAAGAAGAAGAAAAUAAGAGCUAAUUUGAUUUGUUAGUGAAGGUAGAAAACUGUAUGUAUGAUGACAUAUUGAGCAAAUUAUGUUAAAUGUUAGAAAAAUGUCCUUGAAGAUGCCUUUUCUGUAUGAAUAUUAGAUAUUAAGCAUACUCCUUGAAGCACUUGAUGUAAUUAGUUAAAAUAAAAUGAACAUUUUGAGAAUUUGAACUAAAAUCAUAAUUUGAGUUACUUUUGUGUAGAUAAUUGGGUGUAAACUUUUUGUAAAUGUGAGUUUUGAACUAUAUGAAUCUUUUAUUAUUAUUAUUUUUUUAUUUUAAAUUAAUCUGAGAACUUUUUUUAUGUGUAUUGCAUAAUAUCUGAAGACACGUUAUCUUACAUAAAAAUAGGUAUUUAUACAUUUUAAAUACAUUGAUAUGUAUUGUAUAUUGAUUGUAGAAUACUUAAGAGUAGCAACUGCAAUUUACCUAGAUAAUAUGUAAGCUAAUAAUCUCGAUAAUAAUAAUAAUGUGUAAAGUGUGUUAGCUAAUAAAAAUAGACAGUUUAUAUGAUACAUGUUUAUCAAAAGCAUCUGUAAAUUGACCUAUAAUUGUUGCAGCAAAAGACCAUGAACUUGUAAUUGUUUUAAAUCUAAGAUAAUAAAUUAUAUUGUAAACUAAAA